This is a messenger RNA of Mycena indigotica, 1476 nucleotides long. Its product is annotated as Autophagy-related protein. Gene Ontology annotation, biological process: amino acid transmembrane export from vacuole. NCBI's taxonomy places the organism in Eukaryota, Fungi, Basidiomycota, Agaricomycetes, Agaricales, Mycenaceae. Bases 1 to 1476 code for a protein of 491 amino acids. The transcript has 2 exons. The record is from RefSeq and is a predicted model, not a curated record.
AUGCUAUUCUCGUGGUGGAAGCGAAAUGUCGCGCUCAACACGUUCGCCUACACGUCAUUCAUUUUGGGCCUUGCAUCAACCAUCACGGGCACCUACGUUACCUACCAACUUCAGCACAUCGGCUUCCUUAUUGGCACAGACCUCGAUGGCGGGUCGUGCCUCACAUACUGUAUCGUGCCCUGGGGCGGCAAGCGGCUCGAUCUGAACUCGGUCCUGCUCUACCUGAGCGCGAUGCAGACUGGGCUUGGUGGAUUUGUCGCCAUCUUCGUUGUUGCUUAUGCGGACUUUUGGAAACACAAGAGCCUCCUCCUGCCAAUUUUCAUGGUCGUAUACGGUGCAUUGGGUAUACCCAGCUAUUGGCUGACUGCCCCGACGCUCGCCAACUUUAACACGCUCUUCGCAAUCUUUGUCGUCUAUGGAGUUAUAACGGUUAUAUUCAUGGCCUUGCUCAACGUCUACAUCCCCCACUACAUGCGGUCCGCCAACGAGUCGGUGUCUGCGAGUCCCAGCAUGCAGCGCAAAAUGGGUUUCGUUAUUUCGUCAAUUGGGAUGGUGUUCAGCAACAUCUCAGGUGUAAUCAUGCUUGGCGUUAUCGCACUCUUAUCUGCAUACCUUCCCACUGCAGAACAACAAUCUGCUGGCCUGCUGGUGACGACAAUUGUGGGAUUUAUCACCGUUGUCGCUGCGUUGGGCUCCUACUUGGGUCUUCCCACACUCCCGGCCCGCGCUCCGCCAGCUGACGAUGGCCCGUUAUGGAAGUCGGCCGUGCUCGAGCUUUUGACGCCCUUUCGCAAACUGCUUCAUGCGCCAAACAUGCUCAUCUUGCUUCUAGCCUACACGAUCUAUACCGACACCCAGUUCGCGCUCAUCAGCAUCAUCAACCAGUUGUUUUUCGUCACCCUCGCGCCCAACACCCUGGAAUACACCCUCUUCACCCUUGCCGGCCAGGCAUUUGUCAUCAUAGCCACCCUCGCAUUGGUCUGGGUCCAGCGUGUAUGGGGGAAGAAGUUGAACCUCGAGCGAUGCCUUCUCGUGGGCUACGCGAUGCUCCUGGUCGUGCCCGUCUGGUGCUGCAUCGGGAUGUCGCACCAAAAUGCCUUUGGUAACAAACACCGCUGGGAGUUCUACGUCCAGCAACUGCUGAUGAACACGUCGUCCGCCAUCGUCAACGUGGUCUUCCGCAUCCUCUACGCCGAGUUCAUUCCCGCCGGGGAGGAGGUCAUGUGGUAUGGCCUGCAGAUUGUCGUGAGCUGUGCGACAACCUGGGUCACAUAUGUCGCAACUGGACCCCUCCAGAACGCCACACACGACCUGCGCUUCCCCGUCGUGCUCUGUUUGGUGUUCUUGGCCUUCCCUGUGGCACUUGAGGUCGUGCGAGUCACGGUACCCAGAUUUCGCAAGGCCGAGAAAAGCGAAGUUUUGGAAGACGCACAGAAGACGAAAACUAGUGAGGAGUCAACGUGUAAUUAUUAUUAG